Molecule: messenger RNA, 6615 nt
Organism: Salvelinus fontinalis (brook trout)
Lineage: Eukaryota; Metazoa; Chordata; Actinopteri; Salmoniformes; Salmonidae
Gene: fam20cb
Product: FAM20C golgi associated secretory pathway kinase b
Exons: 9
Coding region: 721-2628 (635 amino acids)
Biological process (GO): protein phosphorylation
Cellular component (GO): Golgi apparatus
Molecular function (GO): protein serine/threonine kinase activity
Source: RefSeq, a predicted model, not a curated record
AGACGCGCUUCAUCAUAAUAUUUAACACACCCAACCUCAAUCUCACAUGCGAAGGACAGUGAUUGUCUUUUUCCUUGCUCACACGGCACACUGUAGUCUAUCUCCGAGAGAGAAACCCAAUCGGCACCUAUCCGAAUUAUUUGUUUGAUUCGUCUCGCUUUGGUUGUUUUGUAUUGCCUGUCUUUAUUCGGGAUUUGCUGUGAACAUUGCCAUUUAUUCUCAUCCUGGGUCGCUUACUGUACUUUGCCUGCUGCGCCUUUACACGUUGUUUUAUCGUUUCUAUUGGCAAGGGAGGAGUCUUUCGAAUAGUCUUCUUUUAAAAUUAUAUUUUGACAUAUAAGCGCUCUCUGCGCUUUUCCUAUCCCGGACUGGACCAAUGCGUAGCCCGUGCCCAGCGGAUCCACGAUAGCUCCGUUUCUCACACAGCAGAGUUAUCGCUCAAUGGCCGGACCGAUGUGCGCCAGCAGCCCCUGCCAACAUACACCUCUGAUGGAUCAUUUAUCUACCGUUUUCGAGCUUCUUUCGGGACCCUUGCACUUCCUUUAUACCUUAUAUUGUGCGUAAAGCCUUGGGGUCGGAGCUGUAGAGCGAAAGCAAUUGAGAUAAUGCCGCUUUCCCAACUCGACCGUUGGUCUGAACCGAGUCGACCUGUUUUACCUGGGCGCAUGCGGAGAAUCCUCACGUUCUGAAUCACAAAAUAAGCCUGCCGUCUGGAUUUCUAUGUGGUUGGGAAUACACAAGUUGAACACUGAAACAUUUAGUAUACUCAAGACGGCAAGAAGUGAAGAUGGUUACGUGUUCAACGUGUAUUUCAUUAAAGUGGCAUCCAGCGUGAUAAACAUAAUCAGUGAUGUAGUGAGUCUAUUCAUAUGCGUGCUCAUCAUUUGCAGUAAAUACUCGCAACUGCUCAAACAGGGGACUAUGAAGAUGAUACUCUUCCGUAAAUUCCGAGUUUUGAUUCUGAUGGUGUUUCUAAUCGCCUGCUCGAUGCACAUCAUGAUAGACUUGUUACCAAAGCUGGAGAGGCGCAGCAACAGCGGCUGCUCCUGCUCGCACAAGCCGAGCGAGGACCCUCAGAGCUGGGCUAAACACCGAGCCAGGUCGGGAGUGGAGUCAGGCUGGCCUAACAAACACACACUGAGAAUCCUUCAGGACUUCAGCAAUGAACCAAACUCUAACAUCUCUUCCCAUUCUCUGGAGAAGAACCCCAAAGCGGGAAACAAAACGGGAGCCUUUAAACGGCUUGAACAUUAUGCACAAAAUGGUGACAAAAAGAGACGGUUCAUACAGGACACUGUGGUCACCAGAAACAUACCUGUCAAGAGUUCAAGGUUGCUGGCUCUGUUUGACCACCCGUUAUUCAAGAGAGCCGUACCGUCUCUGACCGACGAAGACACCUUGUUCAACGUCAACACAGACAUCAGAUUUGACCCCAACGCCGCCACAGAGAAUCAGGAAUGGCACGCUGAAGGGAACAUGGAGGAGUACACUCCAACAGGAGGAGAGCUGACGGCUGACUCCUACCCCAACUGGCUCCGCUUCCACAUAGGGAUUAAUCGAUAUGAGCUCUACUCCAGACACAACCUAGUCAUCGAUGCUCUGCUCAGGGACCUGGUCUCACAGAGAAUCACCAGCGUCGCCAUGAAAUCUGGAGGUACCCAACUGAAAUUAAUCAUGACGUUCCAGAACUAUGGACAGGCUCUGUUCAAACCUAUGAAGCAGACCCGGGAGCAGGAGACGCCCCCUGACUUCUUCUACUUCUCGGACUUUGAGAGACACAAUGCUGAGAUCGCUGCCUUUCAUCUGGACAGAAUCCUGGACUUCCGUCGUGUCCCUCCUGUAGCUGGCAGACUGCUGAAUAUGACUAAAGAGAUCAAAGAUAUGACCAGGGACAAGAAGCUGUGGAAAACCUUCUUCAUAUCACCAGCCAACAACAUCUGUUUCUAUGGGGAGUGUUCGUACUACUGCUCUACGGAGCAUGCUCUGUGCGGUAAGCCGGACCAGAUCGAGGGUUCCCUGGCUGCCUUCCUCCCAGACCUGGCCUUGGCAAAACGCAAGACCUGGAGAAACCCCUGGAGACGAUCCUACCACAAACGCAAGAAAGCUGAGUGGGAGGUGGACCCUGACUACUGUGAAGAGGUGAAACAGACUCCGCCCUAUGACAGCGGCACCCGUCUGCUGGACAUCAUGGACAUGACCAUCUUUGACUUCCUCAUGGGCAACAUGGAUCGUCAUCACUAUGAGACGUUUGAGAAGUUUGGCAAUGAGAGCUUCAUAAUCCAUCUGGACAACGGGAGAGGGUUUGGAAAGCAUUCCCAUGAUGAGGUAUCUAUCCUGGUGCCUUUAAGCCAAUGUUGCAGAGUGAAGAAGUCGACCCACCUGCGUCUGCAGCUGCUGGCCAAGGAGGAGUACCAGCUGAGUGAUCUGAUGUCUGAGUCUCUGCUGAGGGACAAACUGAUCCCCAUCCUCAUCCAGCCCCACCUGGAGGCUAUGGACAGACGCCUACGCCACACACUCAACGUCCUGGCAGACUGCAUCGAGAAGGAGGGCUAUAGUAAUGUUGUGGAGGAUGACCUGGUGGGGGAGAGGAAAGGGGCUCAGAUGCACACAUUACCCAGGGGGAGGUAGCUGGGAGGCCUGAACUGUUCUGGAAUGGACCAUACUGGAUUGGACCGAAUUGAACCGUACGGAACUAGAGUCGAUCAGACUGGACUGGAUUGAACUGGAUUGGACUGGACCAGAUUAAACCGGACUGAACCGGUUUUGACCACCAUCCACAUAGGCCCCUUAAAUAACAGUGUACACCUCCCAACCAAUCGAUCAUCUCCCACCACAGCACCACAGAUCAUGAAAGUCUUGUGAGAGCCGCUUGUCUUGUUCAGGAGACAUUUUGAAUUCAGUGAAUUCCAAGACUGGUAUUAUUCCUUCUGCUGUCAACUGAAUAUUGUGUUUCUACACAUUGUUGGGACCUGUCACAGGUGUGCAAACGAUAUGCGUAUUGGAGAUCGAUUCUGUGUCUUAAUGAACAAUUUAUUGCAAAAUGUUUUAUAACUUCUGUUGCUCUUUUACAUUGUUGUUGAUGUGUUUUUUUUAAAUUAAUUUAAGAGAUAUUUCAUUGGAGGGUUUACUGCAAAAUGUGUCUUCUGCUUUUCAUCUUUCAAGUGCUUCCUGUCCCGAGAGUAUUUAUUGCAUUUCAUAUUAAUUGUUUGAAAUAAAUGAGACCCACAUAAUUUUUUUAUCAAUAGGACUGGGGUCUCUAGUCAAUCUGUAUCGCUGAAGCUCCCGAGUGGUGCAGCGGUCUAAGGCACUGCAUCUCAGAGCUAGAGGUGUCACUACAGACUCUGGUUUGAUUCCAGGCUGUAUCACAACCGACCGUAUUGGGAGCCCCAUAGGGCGGUGCACAAUUGGCCCAGUGUCGUCCGGGUUUGGCCGGGGUAGGCUGUCAUUGUAAAUAAGAAUUUGUUCUUAACUUGCCUAGUUAAAUAAUGGUUAAAUAAAUACAUGCUCUAGAAAUAUAAAGUUAAUGUCCUAUUGAGCUGCCAUUUGCAGCGUUUACCAUGAAUGCAGUUUCCGCUAAUGUGGGAACAAUGCCUUUAAAUUUCAAGCACACUGUAACGCUGAACUUCCACUAUACAGAUCGAAUACAGCCCUGAGUGGUCAGGAGACCAAGAGGGAGCGAGAGAGACUCUGCAGAUGUGCAGUUCUUAGCUGGUCAAGGAGAGGGCAGCUCUAGUGCAUGUACAAUAGUGGUCUGCAGGUCAGCUGUUUGUUCACCCGCACCUGCCCACAAUUACUAAUAACCCAUCCGCAACCGCCCAGCUAUGCUGUAGGCUACGGUCAGAGAUGGAAGAACGAUUUUUUGACAGGGGUGCAGGUUUUUUUUUAGCAAAUAUCUUUUCUGCUUAUAAUUACCGACAUUUCGGUAGGCUAUUUGUUAGUCAACUUGUCUAUUAUUAGACUAUAUACAUGCUGCUUCACUUUUGUCAUUAUAUGUUGACCUAGAAGACUAAAAUAAACCCUUGCUCACUAAAAUAAUUUCAUAAAUUGAUAGAAUGAAUGCUUCUAUCUAUGUAGUUGACGUCAGUAAACUUUUCUUUGUCGUCUCUAUUUCUUUCCCGAAGCAAAGACGUUUAGGGACUGGGGAGAAAAUGCAAUAACAAAAAAUAAACAGGAAAGAUUUUCUAUGUAAAAUGUCCAAAUUAUAUCAGUAAAGACCGGUUGUAAGGAAAUAGAAAGCUGUAAAAAUGACCCAAGAUGUUUCUGAUAAGAUUUUAGGUCGGCUUGGAUACAUAUUUGAUGUGGAGGCUGCUGAGGGGAGAAGGAUGCAUGAUAACAGAGUAAAUGAAAUGGCAAUUAAGGUGCCACCAACCUCCUAUGAUUGAAAUACUAGGCCUAUCAGCUUUUAUGAUGCUGAUAAAAAUAGCACCUCUACAGAAGGUCCCUAACUGCAGAUUUGGAUUCUCUCAAGAUGCUCUAAGAAAUCAAUCAUAUUUCUCCACCCCUGUUUCCGAGUCAAAAUAUGGGAUACAUUUGAAUUUGGUGUAUUAUUUUACUGCAAGAAAUGCUUCAUUCUACAGGAGUUAAUAUUAAGGUUAUGUGUAAGGUUAUAGACCUACAGUCAGUGUCCAGAUUUCAGUUUCCAUUUAACCCAUAUGAACAGUAGGCUACAGUUCAAUUGACUUGCCAUAAGCCUAUUGGAAAUCCUGGUCUUGUGACUGUUGAAUUUGUAUAGCACGCCUUGAGUGGGCUCCCGAGUGGCGCAGCGGUCUAAGGCACUGCAUCUCAGUGCUAGAGGCGUCACUACAGACCCUUGUUUGAUUCCAGGCUGUAUCACAACCAGCCGUGACUGGGCAACGCACAAUUGGCCCAGCGUCGUCCCGGGUUAGGGUUUGGCUGGGUUAGGGUUUGGCUGGGGUGUUCUUUACUGACUUGCCUAGUUAAAUAAAGGUUAAAUCAAAUGUAAAGAAUCAUCACACAUAACAUAGCCGGCACUGCAAUCAUCCUCCUUUACAACUUAAACAACUCUCCAUUUCGCAGCUUUUAUUUUAUUGAAUUAAACUCCGACAUUAUCCUUUUUGCCUCAGUGGAUCGACUUUAACUUUUUCUGGCCGUUCCCAAAAGCAUUUGGCUAUUGGCUUGUAGGCUAUUUGGUGGGCAUACAGUUAGGCUCUAAAGCUUACGCAAUACGCACUAAUGCCAGAUAGCCUAAAAAUAAUGAAAAACCUCAGUGUAGUCAAUAGAUAUACAUUGCACAAGAAUGAUACAUUUAUGAAUCUUUGUAUGCAUUGUUUCCUCAUUAUUCAACCCGCCCGCCACCCACCCCUACUUCAUCCACACAAUAGGAUGACCCUCAAACCCGCUCGCUCCGCAGAUACACUGUGUGUAUAUAUAUAUAUAUAUAUAUAUAUAUAUAUAUAUAUAUAUAUAUAUAUAUAUAUGUAUAUAUAUAUAUAUAUACAAAAGUAUGUGGACACCCUUUCAAAUGAGUGGAUUAGGCUAUUUCAGCCACACCCGUUGCUGACAGGUGUAUAAAAUCGAGCACACAGCCAUGCAAUCUCCAUAGACAAACAGUGGCAGUAGAAUGGCCUUAUUGAAGAGCUCAGUGACUUUCAAUGUUGCACCGUCAUAGGAUGCCACCUUUCCAACAAGUCAGUUUGUCAAAAUUCUGCCCUGCUAGAGCUGCCCCGGUCAAUUGUAAGUGCUUUUAUUGUGAAGUGGAAACGUCUAGGAGCAACAAAGGCUCAGCCACGAAGUAGCAGGCUUCACCAUCUGGCAGUCCGACGGACGAAUCUAGGUUUGGCGGAUGCCAGGAGAACGCUACUUGCCCCAAUGCAUAGCGCUAACUGUGGCUGUUUUUCAUGGUUCGGGCUAGGCCCCUUAGUUCCAGUGAAGGGAAAUCUUAACGCUACAGCAUACAAUGACAUCCUAGACGAUUCUGUGCUUCCAAUUUAGGGGCAACAGUUUGGGAAAGGCCCUUUCCUGUUUAAAUUACAACAAUUAAUCAGAUUCAAAGUGAUUCACACUACAGCAUAUCCUCCAUUGUACUUUUCUCUUAUUUUUCUUUGGCCCAUAGAUUACUUUAUUAUUUGAGGAUGAAUUUAAGAUGAAAGUUUAGUCAGUCUUCAAUUUUGGUACUAAGAAGCCAAAUGUGACACCAAGAUUUUUGUAGGAUGAAUAUUCCUUUUGUGUGUGAUGUAUGUAUGAUGUCCAGAUGUCAAUGUUGUCUACAGAUAUGCAGGAUGUACAUUUCUUAACUUUCCAACUGCAGAUCUGCUUUGCUGGAGAAAACAUUUCAGUUACUGUUACUGAAAGUUCAUAUAUAUACAGUAGAUAAACCUAGUGCCUGUGCAAUGAUAGAAAUACUUGAAUGUUUGGGAUCAUGAUUGAAAGGGUAUUUAUGGGAAAUAUUAUUUCCCGAUCAGAAGCUAUAUACAGUAUACGUGUUUCCAUACGUCUGUCUGUGUUGAUACUUUAUGUAUAGACGGAGGUAUGGACAACAUUAGAGGCUGUGGUUCUGACUGCAGCUAAAAUGCUUAUUUUUCAUUAGUUCAUUGUUUCUGUGGAGUUUUGUUUGCAACAUUGUAAAGGUGCAAUAAAACAAAAUGUGCAUUUAAA